Molecule: messenger RNA, 396 nt
Organism: Symbiodinium sp. CCMP2456
Lineage: Eukaryota; Dinophyceae; Suessiales; Symbiodiniaceae
Source: the annotation of a GenBank genome assembly
AUGGAGGGCGAUACCAGGAGCCUUCCAACAGAUCCCAAAGCGGGGCUGGUCCCGGGUGUAAAAGGCCGCGAGGGCAUACCUGACUGCGAGCCUCGCAAUAGCGCGGAAAGAGUCAGCUCAUCCAGCCGGUCCACAGCUGAGUCCUGGGUGUCACGAGAGCAACUCCAGGAGCUGAGUGGAGGGGAGGAGACUGAGGAGGACAAGGACGACUCUCAAGACGCGAAAAGGGCAGGCCUCGCACGGUCUCCUCCGAUAAAACGGGGUGCCGCGGUGUCCAUCGACGUCGCAGACAUUCCGGCGAAGCGCCGACGGAAGCUGCCUCCGGGAGCACGUGUCAUGUUCAACGACGAGGUGGAUGAAAUUGAUCCGGACUUCGGCAUCGCGGGCGGACAGUGA